UCCCGGGCAGGGAGGGAGGGAGUGUGUGUGAAGAUGCCGUUCUACAAGCAGCGGCAGGUCAGCUGCCUCUACAAGUACCUGCUGUUCGGCCUCAACGUCGUCUUCUGGGUGGCAGGUGCUGGGCUCCUUGCAAUCACCUUCUGGGCGUGGAAUGAGAAGGGCGUGUUGAACAUCCAGUCGAUCACGGAGCUGAAAGGCUUCGACCCAGUCUGGGUGAUUCUCACGGUGGGCCUGCUGACCUUUAUCCUGGGCUUUGCUGGCUGCAUUGGAGCCCUGCGUGAAAACAUCUGCCUGCUCAAGUUUUUCUCGCUGAUCAUCGGCACGAUCUUCACGGUGGAGUUGGCGGCGGGGAUCCUGGGCUUUGUGUUCCAGGACUGGGUGAAGGAGCAGGUGCAGAGCUUUGUCCGAGACAACAUCGGGGUGUAUCGAGAGGACAUCGACCUGCAGAACCUCAUUGAUGCCAUUCAGAAAUACAUGCAGUGCUGCGGUGCUGGUGGCGUUGACGACUGGAACAACAACGUCUACUUCAACUGUUCGGAGGACAACGGGAGCCGGGAGCGGUGUGGCGUUCCCUUCUCCUGCUGCAUCCCUGACCCCGCACACAACGUGGUGAACACCCAGUGUGGGUACGACAUCCGCGCCAAGGGCCAGGUGAAGGACAACCUGGUCAUCUACACCAAGGGCUGUGUUCAGGCCUUCGAGGACUGGCUGCCCCGGAACAUCUACUUGGUAGCUGGAGCCCUGCUCGUCAUCGCCUUCCUGCAGAUAUUCUCCAUUUACCUUGCGCGUUCUCUGAUUGGUGAAAUCAAAGCAAUAAAGGCUGGCUGGCGCUUCUGACCGCCCGGGAUCCAGGCAUCGAGUUCAGCGUCGCAAACUGUCAAAGAAUGUGUAUUUUUGUGCCAAAGGACAAUGUAAUCGUGACUGUAUUUGCUGGUUCGCCCAGUGGGUGGAUCUGUGCUGCCCGUCUGUAUCUCCAGCACCACCGUGCCAGCAGACUGGCCCUGAUCUCCUGGCGAGGGUCGUCCUGCCAUGCUGGGCACUGCGGGUGUGUGUGAGGAGUUGUUUGUGCACUGUCAGUGAUGGUGCCAGGUGAUGAGCGUUUACUGCAGGGCAGCGCUGACGCAGACUGGAGCCACCGUUACCCUCUAGUCCGUGCUACACUGUUGGGCAACAGCACAGGAGAUGGGUAAACACACAAUGUUGGAGUAACUCUGCGGGACAUGUUGCAUCUGGAGAAAAGGAAUGGGUGAUGUUUCGGGGCGAGACCCUUCUUCAGACUGAUUCAGGGGAGAGGGAGAUACAGAGAUAAGGAAAUGUAAGGUGUGAAAACAAGACAAAGGGGAUAGAGAUCAAGGACAAUGUAGAGUAUGUCAUUGUUAGCUGGGAGAAGGUAACAACAAAGCAAAAAUGUAAACAAGGACAGUCAGACUGUCAGAGAACUGGGCAGAGGGGGCAGGGAUGUAGACAGGGAAGGCAAGGGUUACUUAAAGUUAGAGAAGUCAAUGUUCUCUACACACCGUGGGCUGGGGGGGGCGGUGUACACCACUUGUUCUGUGUACGUCGAGGGCUCGGGCAGCGUACACACCGUGGGCACUUGUCUGGUGUACACACUGUCGGCACAGGGACUGUGUACACACCAUGUAGUUUACAUAGCAUGUGGACAGUGUAGACACUGGGCACACGCGCAUAGUGUACAUAUAGGGGGGUAGGGUUGCCAACUUUCUCACUCCCAAAUAACAGACAAAAGGUCAAAAUACGGGGCAAUUCGUUGAGCGACUCAGCCGUGGCUGGGUGAAUGAUGAGUUGGCACUGGUACUGGACUGCACACAAAGCCCAGCCGGCGGGCCAGCUGAGGAGUUUUGGCCCAUCCAACUCCUGAACCGAUGAUUGGACAUGAGAAGGAGGGGUGGUGGUGUUGGUGGUAAAUGAAGGUCCAAACGUUGGACAGCUGCCGGGCUGCCAACCGACCGACGGGGCCACGGGCGAGACACGGCUGCUGCUGCUGCUGCUGCACUACAUUGGGACGGGUGAGGUGGGGCCGGACGUGGCACUCCGACCCGAUGGUCCCCUCGACCCGAGUAGUAGCGGUCAAAUAUGGGACAAGGGACAAACCAAUUUAUCCCAAUAUACGGGAUGUCCUGGCUAAUACGGGCUAGUUGUCAACCCUACCACUGUCACUGAGCCCUGGGCUGCAGUAGCAGUUGUGUCUGCUACAGGCAGGCUUCUGCAGCCCAGGCCAGGCCUCUGUAGCCCAGAACAGGCCCCUGUAGCCCACGACAGCCCCCUGUAGCCCAUGACCGGCAGCUGUAGCUGGCACCAGUACAGAGGCCAUGUUCCCUGCCCCGGAGCGGGGGGGGGGUCAGCACCGGCCCUUGUUUGGCCGUUCAUGGGUAGAGAGGGGUGGGCAUUGCCCCUGAUUCAGUGACACCCCCAGUCACGCUGACCCCUGCUAAGCUGAGGUGUGUGUGUGGGGACACAGAGAGACGGGGGGCUCUGUCAUGCCACCAGCUUCCAUACACCACAACAUUAUUAUCUGAAGAAGGGUCUUGACCUGAAACGUCACCCAUUUCUUCUCCCCAGAGAUGCUGCCUGUCCCGCUGAGUUACUCCAGCAUUUUGUGUCUACACUGUAAACCAGCAUCUGCAGUUCUUUCUACACAACAUUUUUGUUGGUGAAUAUAUGAAUAUUUGUAUUUGUUUUUUAAAAGUGAAUAAAGAAGCUUGGCUUUUGA
Messenger RNA from Leucoraja erinaceus (little skate), 2731 nucleotides. Its product is annotated as tetraspanin-5-like. Lineage: Eukaryota; Metazoa; Chordata; Chondrichthyes; Rajiformes; Rajidae. Bases 34 to 837 code for a protein of 267 amino acids. The transcript is spliced from 8 exons. The record is from RefSeq and is a predicted model, not a curated record. Gene Ontology annotation, biological process: protein localization to plasma membrane; regulation of vascular endothelial growth factor signaling pathway; protein maturation. Gene Ontology annotation, cellular component: membrane.